UCUUCUCUUCUCUUCUCUUCUCUUCUCUCUCUCUCUCUCCUUCAAACUCUCCUCCAUUCCUCUUUCUAUCUCUCUCCCCAAAAUCCUCUGAAUCCUCUUUCUAUCUCUCUCCAUCUUAGUAGUCACUCUCACUCUUAUUCUCCUCCUCCAUACCAGGAAAGAUUCAAAGAAAUGACAUCUUCAUCGGUGAUUAUGAAUUUAGAUUCAACAACAAAUUCAUCAUCACCAGAAUCAUCAAGAAAGAAGCGAAAAAGGAAAAACCUGAAUUCAUCAUCAUCAAUUUCUCUAUACAAUCAGAAACAAUUAAUCCAAACAAACAAAUGGAAAUCAGAAUCAAAACAACGGAUCUACUCAACUAAACUUCUCGAAGCUCUUCAUCGUGUUCGCAACACUUCGUCUUCUUCAUCAUCAUCAUCUCUGCCGCGGGGUGGGAGAGCUGUUCGUGAAGCGGCUGAUCGAGCUUUAGCAUUUGAAGCUAAAGGAAAAACAAGAUGGAGCCGAGCGAUACUUACAAGCCGGAUUAAAUUGAAAUUAAAGAAAGUUAAUAAACCUAGAUUAGUAGUUGGUAAUGAGAAUUCAAAGAAGAAACCGGCGAUUAAAGUGCCGGCGAGAGUGAAUACUAAAGUACCGGUUUUACAGAAAAAGGUUCGUGUUCUUGGACGGUUAGUACCGGGUUGUAGAAAGGUAUCGUUCCCGGAUUUACUUGAAGAAGCUACCGAUUAUAUUGCCGCUAUGGAAAUGCAAGUUAAAGCUAUGACUGCUUUGGCUGAGCUUUUAUCUGGACUAGGGUCCACCACCUCCACCUCUACCUCCUCCUCAGCCACCACCACCACCAAUAACAACAACAAUCAGGUCUAUCACCACCAGCCAACGACUAGUCUAGCUGGCGCCGAGUCUUUUGAUGUCAUGCCAGGUGUUGUUCUUGGCAACCCUCCUCCUAUUUAGAUUUUAUUUUUCCUUUUUAUUUAUUUUUUUUUAUUAAAUUUUUUAAUUGAAAAUUUUAAUCCCAAUGUACUUAUUGUAUACAUUUUCUUGAUCUUUUCUUUUUUCUUCUUCUUUUCCGAAGCAUCAUUUUUUACAUGGUAAUUUAUUUUUCACCA
Messenger RNA from Papaver somniferum (opium poppy), 1100 nucleotides. RefSeq names its product transcription factor bHLH148-like. The transcript has 2 exons. Gene Ontology annotation, biological process: regulation of DNA-templated transcription. Gene Ontology annotation, molecular function: protein dimerization activity. Lineage: Eukaryota; Viridiplantae; Streptophyta; Magnoliopsida; Ranunculales; Papaveraceae. Bases 172 to 945 code for a protein of 257 amino acids. The record is from RefSeq and is a predicted model, not a curated record.